Ruditapes philippinarum (Manila clam) is the source of this 1111-nucleotide messenger RNA. RefSeq lists its product as uncharacterized. NCBI's taxonomy places the organism in Eukaryota, Metazoa, Mollusca, Bivalvia, Venerida, Veneridae. The coding region runs from base 396 to 842 and encodes 148 amino acids. The record is from RefSeq and is a predicted model, not a curated record. The transcript is spliced from 6 exons.
AUUGAUUUAAAUGCAUUAUCAAUAGUUACCAAAAAUCGUUAUAAUUUUGUUUACAGAAAAGUAUCUGUAUUUAAUACAACACUAUAUGUUUAUUAUUUAAAGUUAUGAGAAUGAAAACAUUAUUUAUCAUUAUUUAAAAAAUAUAUUUAUGUUCAGUCAGUGGACACCCUUCAAAAGGAGAAGGUGGAGAUUUCAUUCUUGAAGCGAUUAAUAAGAAAAUCCAAAGAUGGUUGCCCCCGGGGAUACCGCUUGAAAAACAUUGGCGACAGGUGUGUCGAACAGCACAUAUACUUGAUAAGAUUCGUGAAAAUACUUUACAACAGUGUACAAUAACCGAGGACAGAUCGUCAUAUGUUUAUAAAAGAGAUAUAUCAAAUGAAAUAGAGAAAUACCGGAUGAGACUGAGGAAAAUAGGAUAUCUUAACAACAAACAGACGUUAUCAAGCCGACAUACAUCUGUUAAUGGCGAAAUUUUGGACCACGAGCUUUAUUUGUUUGAAAAUCAAAUAAAUGUCAAUAUAGAAGCUUUCCUGAAUUGUCCUGAAAAUCCGCAAAUUACACCAGUUUUCACCACGGAGUUGCAGAGAACAACAUUUCAUUCCAUUGAACGUAAAACAAAGAAGCAGUUGAAUGACAUCAUCGAGAGAGAUCUCAAGGAAAUUGAAGAAAACGGCAACAUGGAAGACGCAUAUGUUUUUAAAAAUAAGUGGAUUAAAGUUAAAAGUCGGCCAAAACAAGAAAUGCUUCAAUUUUAUAAAGAAUUGGUUGCUUCUAUAGAAAGUUCAAAGGCAGAUUCAAAUUACAUUUCCGAUGAUGACAGUAGUGAGGACGAUAAUUCUUAACGAUGUAACCAAAGGAAGAAGGUAUAACAUAUUUCACAACCUACCAUUAUGGACACCUCGUAUAUAAGCUGCACGAAAUUCACGUGUAGUAGUAGUCAAUAUUUAAGAUACCGAAUUGCUAUUUGGCGAAAAAAUGUGUAACAAGUAUCCUCAGAAAUAAUGAAUUUAAAAUUUGGAAAUUAUUUUGGACACACACUGUACGUUUGUUACUAUUUUUAGACGGCUUCAGAUGCUGAUUAUGAUUACAACAAUAUUUUGAAAAAAUAAUU